AUGACGAAAUUCGUAGGGCCAUUCUCUCCCUGCCCAAACACAAAGCUCCGGGUCCAGACAGAUUAUCCAAUUACUACUACCAUAAAUUAGAAACACUCCUAACACCACAUCUCACCAAAUUAUUUAACACCAUAAAAAUGUCAGGAACCCUUCCAACAGAAAUGCUGGAAGCACAUGUUGUCACACUGCCCAAACCAGGCAAGCCACCUACCCAAUGCGAAAACCUGCGCCCUAUAUCAUUGCUGAACGCAGACAUCAAGCUAUAUGCGAAACUAUGGGCACUACGACUGAAAACUCACCUUACAGAAUUAGUUUCCAUAAAACAAGCAGGAUAUGUCCCCGGGAGACAG
Molecule: messenger RNA, 350 nt
Organism: Pelobates cultripes (western spadefoot toad)
Lineage: Eukaryota; Metazoa; Chordata; Amphibia; Anura; Pelobatidae
Source: the annotation of a GenBank genome assembly